Messenger RNA from Thunnus maccoyii (southern bluefin tuna), 3865 nucleotides. RefSeq names its product solute carrier family 26 member 6-like. The transcript has 20 exons. Gene Ontology annotation, cellular component: membrane. Lineage: Eukaryota; Metazoa; Chordata; Actinopteri; Scombriformes; Scombridae. Gene Ontology annotation, molecular function: oxalate transmembrane transporter activity; secondary active sulfate transmembrane transporter activity; chloride transmembrane transporter activity. The record is from RefSeq and is a predicted model, not a curated record. Gene Ontology annotation, biological process: transmembrane transport. Bases 124 to 2517 code for a protein of 797 amino acids.
GUGGAGGGAAGAGCAGGCUGGGGAGGAGCACAGGAGGCCAGGAGGCCAGAAGGCCAGGGACCACAAGAAACAACACGACAAAGACAGAAAAAACAGGACAGUGACAGGAUUGAGACAAUCACAAUGAUGUGCAGAAAACCUGCUGUAUGUGUACUGUCAAGCGCUGACAUGGAGGACAAGGAAUGUUCAUCCGUGAAGUAUUUUGUGCGACGGGAGGUUCUGAGUGAGUUACGUCUGGAAGAAGUGGCGCAAAAAGGAACAUGGACCGAAAAAUCAACCCUGGGCGAUAAUGUGAAAGAGUACCUAAGGUGUUCGGUGCCCAGGGUGAAAAAGACAGUGCAGAGCUGGGUGCCUGUGCUCAGCUGGCUGCCUAAGUACUCCAUCAGAGAAAAUGCCUUGGGAGACCUGAUCUCUGGCUGCAGUGUGGGCAUCAUGCAUCUACCGCAGGGCAUGGCGUAUGCUCUCCUGGCCUCUCUUCGUCCCGUGUUUGGCCUGUACACCUCCCUCUACCCGGUGCUGAUCUACUUCAUCUUUGGUACUUCCAGACACAUCUCCAUUGGUACGUUUGCUGUGAUCAGUAUCAUGGUUGGGAGUGUGACGGAGAGGCUGGCACCAGACAGUAACUUUAUGGUAAAUGGCACCAAUGGGACAUCAGAUGUGGACAUUGAUGAACGAGAUGCCUACAGAGUACAGAUAGCAUGCGCCCUCACAGUCCUGUCAGGAAUCUUUCAGAUCCUGUUGGGUGUGGUGAAGUUUGGUUUCGUGGUCACCUACCUGUCUGAGCCGCUGGUUCGUGGCUACACCACAGGAUCUGCAUGUCAUGUGUGCGUCUCCCAGCUCAAGUACGUGUUUGGAGUCAAACCGUCUCGCUUCACUGGUCCUCUCUCCCUGAUUUAUACUCUGUUGGAUAUUUGCGGGCUGCUACCUCAGACUAAGGUGCCGGAGUUGGUGGUCAGUCUGGUGGCGCUCACUGUUCUCAUUAUAGUCAAAGAACUCAAUGCCUGCUACAGACAGAAGCUGCCUAUGCCUAUCCCAAUAGAGCUCAUAGUGAUCAUUGCAGCAACAAUCAUCACCCACUUUUGUGGACUUACUAGUGACUACAACAUCGACGUGGUUGGAGAGAUUCCCAGUGGGCUCAAGGCCCCUCGUGCUCCUGACGCGACUUUGUUCUCACAGGUGAUCGGCGAUGCUUUUGCUAUUGCCAUUGUGGGCUAUGCCAUCAAUAUUUCUCUGGGCAAAACAUUUGCCCUCAAACAUGGCUACAAGGUGGAUAGCAACCAGGAGCUGGUUGCUGUCGGUCUCAGUAACACUAUUGGCGGCUUUUUUCAGUGUUACUCUGUGACUUCCUCCUUGUCUCGCAGCCUCGUCCAGGAGAGCACAGGGGGCAAGACACAGGUUGCAGGAGUGAUUUCGUCCGUCAUUGUGCUGAUCACGGUUUUGAAAAUAGGUGCUCUCUUUGAGGACCUCCCCAAGGCUGUCUUAUCUACAAUAGUGUUCGUGAACUUGAAAGGAAUGUUUAAGCAGUUCGAGGACUUGCCUCAACUGUGGAAGACCAACAAGGUUGAUUUGAUGGUGUGGCUGGUAACAUUCACAAGCACUGUCCUGCUCAACCUGGACUUGGGUCUGGCUGUCUCAGUUGGCUUUUCCAUGCUCACUUUCAUCUUCAGAACGCAACUGCCCCGCUACUCUAUCUUAGGCCAAGUGAAGGGCACUGACUUGUAUCUGGAUGUAGACACCUACAAGGAGGCCAAAGAGAUUCCAGGAAUUAAAAUCUUCCGUUCAUCCGCAACUAUCUACUACACGAACGCUGAGAUGUACUCGGAGGCCCUGCAAAAGAAGAGUGGAAUUGAAAUCGGGAAGCUGCUGACAGCGAAGAAGAAGCGAGACGCAAAGCUGAAGCGUGAACAGGAGAAAGAGAAAAAGAAAGCUAAAAAGGAGGCAAAGAAACAACAAAAAAAAGCGGUUGGCAACCUGUCCAAUGGCACGCUUUCUUUGAAGGAGAAAAAUGAAGAAAAUGUCUCUGCAGGACUGAAGGGACAAAGUCAGGGGAAUGGUGUAGCCUUAAGCUUGACAGAAACCUCUGCAAAUGGCUUCAGUAAAGGCCAAGUAAACUGGGCCUACAAACAUGACACAGCAAUGUCAGACUCAGAUUCAGACACGGCAUGCCAUGGUGAUGAUAGCAUCACCCAGGUGUCACACCAAGAUGACGAUGAGAAGGGAGGGGCCUCUGGCACACACAGCAUCAUCUUGGACAUCUCGACAACCAGCUUUGUGGAUACAGUCGCUGUGAAGACCUUGAAAAAUACAUUCAGGGACUUUGGAGAGAUUGAUAUAGACGUCUAUCUAGCGGGCUGCCAAGCCUGUGUUGUGGAGCAGCUGGAAAUGGCAGGUUUCUUCUCAGAGUCGAUCCCAAAGAGCAGGCUGUUUGUCACAGUUCAUGAUGCAGUGCUCCAUAUUCUUAAGGGGAAGGAACAGACGGACUUCAUCCUCGAUGUUAUCUGCAGCACCCAUAUGUGACCAGCAGGGGUCAGACUGUUCCAACUCUCACCAUCUUCCUCCUCAUCCUCCUCCUCUCAUCCUGAUGGCUGCUCCAUUGCCCACAAUUGGCCGUCAUUGACUCCUCCCCCUUCAGCGGGGGAAAAUGCACCACCUUGACACUGCGGCCUGUUGCCAUGGAAAUACAGGGAGCCGUUGCUGUGGCAACAGGCUUUUUAUGAUAUCGUCUAAUGAGAUAGCCAGCAAUACGUCACUGCAGCUCUCUCGCUCUGUGGUGUGUGUGAGAGACAGAGAAGGGGCGGGGGUUGAGUGGGAGAAUGUAACACAGGACUAAUAGGAGUCUGUAUUUAUAGCCUGUGUGAGAGAGUAGAGAGGGAGUGAAAGGCUGACUGUAAGGUGAAACUCAUAUCUGAGAGAUGUUGUCGUGAAACGACGGUGUGUGUGCAUGUGUGCGAGUCUGUCUGCUGUCUGACUGUCUAUAUUCUGCUGUCUUGGCCUUCCUGUUCUUUUAGGAAAGGAAAAAAGCAAAUGUCUUCCAUGAUGAAUGAAUAAAUUGUAAAUAUUUGUCAUUGAUAUGGCUGAGCCAUUCCCUCUGGGAGGGGUUCAUGAUCCUUAGAUUACCAUUAAUUUGCUCCAAAAGAUUGUGAGACUCAUCUGAAUUGUACAUAUUGUGAAAUAGGUGUUACGUUUAAAAAGAGCAGCAGCUUUUAAACACAGUGUGGGUGUGUUCAUAGUCAGUACUCACACAUCUGAUUCCCCUGACAUCUUGAGUGCCCCUCUAUUUCUGGGAUCCUGUGUCAUGUUAUCAUCUGAUAUCACAAUUAUCUUCUAGCAUUUGCAAAACACUGUAUUGUAGUAUUUCCCAUGUCCAACAUCAAUUUGGGUAGGCUACCAAAAGAGCUUUGUGCCAAGCCAUAAAGACUUUUAUUUUUUUGCUUUAAAAAAUGUACGAUGUUGAAGAAUGUUUUGAAGUUCUGCAUGACAGGUGCAUUCAUGUACAAUUCAAUAGAUUGGAGAAAUUAGUUUCCUCAAAGCAAAGCUGUUUUUAAGCCGACUUUCAGUAGGAUGUCAGGGCUUCAACCUGAAGAUAACACCGAUAGCCAGGAAUCCUCUAAUUAUUUGAUUCUUGGGUUAAACACUCCACUGUAAUAAUGCCAAGUGAAUUAAAUAAACUUAAAAUAAAUUACAGGACGCACAUAUUUCCUGUUUGUCAGAGUGAGCUGCUCAAAGUUGAGCUCACCAACUGAUUAAACUUCUAGCUAGAAGCUUUACAAAGCAAAUUGUCUUUGAAAUGUCUCUUGGAGUUUUUUUUAUACAUGUGUAGAGGAGUAAUAUUUUUAAUGUGAUUGAACAAAAAUCUGUACAUAUC